CCUGUCCUGAGGCAGACAGGAGUAAGAACAAACGCACCAACAGCAGCAAUCAUGCCGAGGCAAUCAAAUCAGGAGUGGGUCCGGUUAUCCAUGCGCACCCCGGGCAUCCUGAUCUUCGGGAUGGUUUUCGCUCCCUGCGGCUUGCUCCUGGACCUGAUCGCCACCGUGGCCCCAAACUGGAGGACCCUCAACAACCUACCCAACAUCCCGAGCACCCAGUACAUCGAGCAAGGCAUCUGGGACAUCUGCAGUGCCAGCACAGUCAGCACGCAAGUGACGUGCAACCAGCAGGACACCCUAUAUUUCAACAACCAGAUCAUCCCGAUCGCCAAGGGCUUGAUGGUGGCCUCUCUCAUCGUGACUGUAAUCGGGCUCUGCGUAGCCAUCCCUGGGGUCCGCUGCUGGAAAGACAGACCUAACUGGAUAGUGGCCGGCCUUGGCGGAAUUUUGAUAUUCCUCUCAGGCGUCAUGACCAUCAUUCCCAUCGCCUGGUACACCCAUAUCCUAACCAACAUCUCAACGGUGACCUCGCAAACAAAUGUGCAGGUCGGCUACUGCAUCGUCCUGGGCUACAUCGGCGGGAUAUUUGAGAUCUUGGGCGGGUUCGUCAUGUUCAUCGGGAUCUGCCGUUGCUGCGGAGGUAAGAACCGAGGGGAGACUCGGGUUGAAGAGCUCACGAGCGGCCGGUUCAACCACCAGAAGGCGCCGCCGAGACGAGUAGAAGUGCCAAACAUUAACCGGGCCAGGAGCCCCGCAAGGAGCACCGCCAGCAGCAGCGUAGCAUACUCCAGGGACUCCAUGGAUGAUGAUGUGUCUUUCCCCCGGGCCAAGAGCCCCGCACCCCGGACAGUCAAUCCGGGCUACAGCAGAAGACCCUAUGAUGUCGACCUAUAGGCACAUGACCCAAAUCUGGAGACUCAAAACCCCACAGGAGAGGAAAACGACUUGGAGAUAACAAAAGGGACAGAGAGUGGAAAUUAUUAUAGGAAGAAGCUGUAGGAUUCAAGAGAGUACUGUAGUAACAACAGGAGAUCGGAGUCACCACAUUUAUAGUUGAUGUAGAAUUAUUUUGAGGCCAUAAAGGAAUAUUUCUGUGGUACCAAGAGAUCAAAUACAUUAAAUAUUAUGAAAUCACUGUAAACUCACUAUUAAGCAAAGCAGAAUCAUUUAAACGCUUCUUUGGAUAUUAUUGUGUUUCAUCAUUGGGUCAGUAAUACCUGAAGGCAUACAUCUAAAAUAGUGUGUAAUGAUGUGUGAGUGACAGAUCCAUGGGGGACAGGUGAGAUUCAUCAUGGGUUAAGAUGGGUUAUGUUUAAUGCUAACGUCAUUAUAAUACAUUUUAGGUGUAGGCCUCAAGCAGUUAUUGUCAUAUAGGUAACGGUGAGAUUAAUAUUAUAAUGUGAGAAAAUGAAAGGAAGUGCGGAAUUCUGUAUUAUUGUGAGAAAAAUGAUAUUGAGUUGAAGUUUACUGUGGCUGUCUUUUACAUUAUGCGAAUUACACUGAACUCAAUUUAUAAAUAGUUCCCAUCUUUAAGGAAGGUUGUUUUGCAUUUUCUUUCUGUGUACAGUAUUUUUGUUAAAUGUAAAUUCUGCAUUCUAAUGCACUUUACAAAUAUAGCCAACCUUGUAAGAUAACAGGCCACAUGAGGUGAUCAAAUAUCUUCUAAAUGAUCUGUGACACAAGAGCUGU
This is a messenger RNA of Micropterus dolomieu (smallmouth bass), 1689 nucleotides long. RefSeq names its product claudin 23.1 (gene cldn23.1). Bases 52 to 894 code for a protein of 280 amino acids. Gene Ontology annotation, molecular function: structural molecule activity. Lineage: Eukaryota; Metazoa; Chordata; Actinopteri; Centrarchiformes; Centrarchidae. Gene Ontology annotation, cellular component: plasma membrane; bicellular tight junction. The transcript has 2 exons. The record is from RefSeq and is a predicted model, not a curated record. Gene Ontology annotation, biological process: bicellular tight junction assembly; cell adhesion.